CCCUGCGUUAGGGGAUGCAGACUAUGGGCACUGGAGACUGAUGCAUGAGGGGCCCACGGAGGCGCUGGAGCGUCGGUGAUGGUUUGGGAAGAGGAGCUGAAGUGCGCUCGGCUUUGGUGAGGCGUGACAGUUUAUCAUGACCGUGUUCAGGCAGGAAAACGUGGACGAUUACUACGACACCGGCGAGGAACUUGGCAGCGGCCAGUUUGCGGUUGUGAAGAAAUGCCGUGAGAAGAGCACCGGUCUCCAGUAUGCCGCCAAGUUCAUCAAGAAAAGGAGGACUAAAUCCAGCCGGCGGGGUGUGAGCCGCGAGGACAUCGAGCGGGAGGUCAGCAUCCUGAAGGAGAUCCAGCACCCCAACGUCAUCACCCUGCAUGAGGUGUACGAGAACAAGACUGACGUCAUUCUCAUCUUAGAACUUGUGGCAGGUGGCGAGCUGUUUGACUUCUUAGCCGAAAAGGAAUCUUUGACCGAAGAAGAAGCAACUGAAUUUCUCAAACAAAUUCUGAAUGGUGUUUACUACCUGCACUCCCUUCAGAUUGCCCACUUUGAUCUUAAGCCUGAGAACAUCAUGCUUUUGGAUAGAAAUGUCCCCAAACCUCGGAUCAAGAUCAUUGACUUUGGGCUGGCCCAUAAAAUUGACUUUGGAAAUGAAUUCAAAAACAUAUUCGGGACUCCAGAGUUUGUGGCUCCCGAGAUAGUCAACUACGAACCUCUUGGUCUGGAGGCGGAUAUGUGGAGUAUCGGGGUAAUAACUUAUAUUCUCCUAAGUGGGGCCUCCCCAUUUCUUGGAGAUACUAAGCAAGAAACAUUAGCAAACGUGUCUGCUGUCAACUAUGAAUUUGAGGAAGAAUACUUCAGUAAUACCAGUGCCCUAGCCAAAGAUUUCAUAAGAAGACUUCUGGUCAAGGAUCCAAAGAAGAGAAUGACAAUUCAAGAUAGCUUGCAGCACCCCUGGAUCAAGCCUAAAGAUACGCAACAAGCGCUUAGUAGAAAAGCGUCGGCAGUGAACAUGGAGAAAUUCAAGAAGUUCGCAGCCCGGAAAAAAUGGAAACAAUCCGUUCGCCUGAUAUCACUGUGCCAAAGAUUAUCCAGGUCGUUCUUGUCCAGAAGUAACAUGAGUGUCGCCAGAAGCGAUGAUACUCUGGAUGAGGAAGACUCUUUCGUGAUGAAAGCCAUCAUCCAUGCCAUCAACGAUGACAAUGUCCCAGGCCUGCAGCACCUUCUGGGCUCUUUGUCCAAUUACGACGUUAACCAACCCAACAAGCAUGGGACUCCUCCGUUACUCAUUGCCGCUGGCUGUGGGAAUAUUCAAAUACUGCAGUUGCUCAUUAAAAGAGGCUCAAGAAUCGACAUCCAGGAUAAGGGUGGAUCCAACGCCAUCUACUGGGCCUCUCGGCAUGGCCACGUAGAGACCCUGAAGUUCCUUAGUGAGAACAAGUGUCCUUUGGAUGUUAAAGACAAGUCCGGAGAGACAGCCCUGCAUGUGGCCGCGCGCUAUGGCCACGCCGACGUGGUUCAGCUACUGUGCAGCUUGGGCUCUAAUCCCAAUUUCCAGGACAAGGAAGAAGAAACCCCCCUACACUGUGCUGCCUGGCACGGCUAUUACUCUGUGGCCAAGGUCCUGUGUGAAGCCGGCUGUAACGUGAACAUCAAGAACCGAGAAGGAGAGACGCCCCUGUUGACGGCCUCCGCCAGGGGCUACCACGACAUCGUGGAGUGUCUGGCUGAACACGGAGCUGAUCUUAACGCCUCGGACAAGGAUGGACACAUCGCUCUUCACCUGGCUGUAAGACGCUGUCAGAUGGAGGUCAUCAAGACCCUCAUCGGCCAGGGCUGCUUCAUCGAUUUCCAAGACAGGCAUGGCAACACCCCUCUCCACGUGGCCUGCAAAGAUGGCAAUGUGCCUAUCGUGGUGGCCCUCUGUGAAGCCAGCUGCAACUUGGACAUCUCCAACAAGUAUGGGCGAACGCCUCUCCACCUCGCGGCCAACAACGGGAUCCUGGACGUGGUGCGGUACCUGUGUCUGAUGGGCGCCAGCGUGGAGGCACUGACCUCGGAUGGAAAGACGGCAGAAGACCUCGCCAAGUCGGAACAGCACGAGCACGUGGCAGGGCUCCUUGUAAGACUCCGAAAGGACACGCACCGAGGGCUCUUCAUCCAGCAGCUACGCCCCACGCAGAACCUCCAGCCCCGAAUCAAGCUCAAGCUGUUUGGCCACUCGGGGUCCGGGAAAACCACCCUCGUGGAAUCUCUCAAGUGUGGGCUGCUCAGGAGCUUCUUCAGACGGCGCCGGCCCCGACUCUCCUCCACCAACUCCACCCGCUUCCCGCCUUCGCCCCUGGCCUCUAAGCCUGCAGUCUCCGUGAGCAUCAACAACCUGUACCCGGGCUGCGAGAACGUGAGCGUGCGGAGCCGCAGCAUGAUGUUCGAGCCCGGCCUCACCAAAGGCAUGCUGGAGGUGUUCGUGGCCCCAGCCCACCACCCGCACUGCUCGGCGGAUGACCAGGCCACCAAAGCCAUCGACAUCCAGAACGCCUAUUUGAACGGAGUUGGCGACUUCAGUGUGUGGGAAUUCUCUGGAAAUCCCGUGUACUUCUGCUGUUACGACUACUUUGCUGCAAAUGAUCCCACAUCCAUUCAUGUCAUCGUUUUUAGUCUGGAAGAACCCUACGAGAUCCAGCUGAACCAAGUGAUUUUCUGGCUCAGUUUCUUAAAGUCUCUCGUCCCAGUUGAAGAACCCAUAGCUUUUGGCGGCAAGCUGAAGAACCCGCUCCGAGUUGUCCUGGUGGCCACUCACGCCGACAUCAUGAAUGUUCCUCGUCCAGCUGGGGGCGAGUUUGGAUAUGACAAAGACACGUCGUUGCUGAAAGAGAUCAGGAACAGGUUUGGGAACGAUCUUCACAUUUCCAAUAAGCUCUUUGUGCUGGAUGCCGGGGCUUCUGGGUCUAAGGACAUAAAGGUACUUCGAAAUCAUCUGCAGGAGAUACGGAGCCAGAUCGUUUCGGGCUGCCCUCCAAUGACUCACCUGUGUGAGAAAAUCAUCUCCACGCUGCCUUCCUGGAGAAAGCUCAAUGGGCCCAACCAGCUGAUGUCACUGCAGCAGUUCGUGUAUGACGUGCAGGACCAGCUGAACCCCCUGGCCAGUGAGGAGGACCUCAGGCGCAUCGCCCAGCAGCUGCACAGUGUGGGCGAGAUCAACAUCAUGCAGAGCGAAACAGUCCAGGACGUCCUGCUCCUGGACCCCCGCUGGCUCUGCACCAACGUCCUGGGGAAGCUGCUGUCUGUGGAGACCCCGCGGGCCCUGCACCACUACCGGGGCCGCUACACCAUGGAGGACAUCCAGCGCCUGGUGCCUGACAGCGACGUGGAGGAGCUGCUGCAGAUUCUAGACGCCAUGGACAUCUGUGCCCGGGAUCUGAGCAGCGGGACCAUGGUGGACGUCCCUGCCCUGAUCAAGACGGACAACCUGCACCGCUCCUGGACUGAUGAGGAAGACGAGGUGAUGGUCUACGGCGGAGUGCGCAUCGUCCCGGUGGAGCACCUCACUCCCUUUCCGUGUGGCAUUUUCCACAAGGUCCAGGUGAACCUCUGCCGGUGGAUUCACCAGCAGAGUGCUGAGGGGGACGCGGACAUACGCCUGUGGGUGAAUGGCUGUAAGGUCGCCAACCGUGGAGCCGAGCUGCUGGUGCUCCUGGUCAACCACGGCCAGGGCAUCGAGGUGCAGGUCCGUGGCCUGGAGACGGAGAAGAUCAAGUGCUGCCUCCUGCUGGACUCCGUGUGCAGCACCAUUGAGAACGUCAUGGCCACCACGCUGCCGGGGCUGUUGACGGUGAAGCAUUACCUGAGCCCCCAGCAGCUGCGGGAGCACCACGAGCCUGUCAUGAUCUACCAGCCGCGGGACUUCUUCCGGGCGCAGACCCUGAAGGAAACCUCGUUGACUAACACCAUGGGGGGGUACAAGGAAAGCUUCAGUAGCAUCAUGUGCUUCGGGUGUCACGACGUCUACUCGCAGGCCAGCCUCGGCAUGGACAUUCACGCAUCAGAUCUGAACCUCCUGACCCGGCGGAAACUGAGUCGCCUGCUGGACCCGCCCGACCCCAUGGGGAAGGACUGGUGCCUUCUUGCCAUGAACUUGGGCCUCCCUGACCUCGUGGCAAAGUACAACACCAGUAACGGGGCACCCAAGGAUUUCCUCCCCAGCCCGGUCCACGCCUUGUUGCGGGAGUGGACCUCCUACCCCGAGAGCACCGUGGGCGUCCUCAUGUCCAAGCUGAGGGAGCUGGGUCGCCGGGAUGCAGCGGACUUUUUAAUGAAGGCUUCCUCUGUGUUCAAGAUCAAUCUGGAUGGCAAUGGCCAGGAGGCCUACGCCUCCAGCUGCAACAGCGGCACAUCUUACAAUUCCAUCAGCUCGGUGGUGUCUCGGUGAGGGCAGCCCCGGCCUGGGCUGGGUCCCUCUGGACUGCAGAAGCAAGGGGGAUGCAGCCCGGUUUCCCGUUGGAGAUCCUAAGAGGCAUUCCUUCCCAAGGGACACUCUCCUCCCUCCUGCUUCGCCUGUCUCUCCGCCACUACCUCCCUCCCUCUCGCACAGUCCGUGGUCCGUAGAUGGUCUUUGCAGCUCAGAGCAGACCAGAUCCUUUCCUUUGGCCGUCCGAUAUGGCUAACGUACCUCCACUCAGUGUUCUGGACUCCAUCUCUCGUCCUCCCAUACCUUGCUUCUUCCUGAUCAUUUUACUGGAAUUCCAAACUUUUCAAUGACUUUUAUUUUUUAACUACUAUAUCGAUGGUCUUUUUUUUAAAAAAAAAAAAAAGAAAAAGAAAAGAAAACAAAAGCACACAUUUGUCUAAAAUGUGUAUUUCUUAGACUCUUUGCUUUGUUAUACCAUCUCCUGAGCGUCUCUCUUUUAUAUCUGUAGGAGAAACUCCCAUGUGUGGAAUCCCACUGUGUGAUUUAUACACAGACAAUAUGUGAGUGCCUUUUGCAGAAGAGGGUGUGUUUGAAAUCAUCUGAGUCAGCCAGGAGCUGUCACCAAGGAAACGCUACCUCUCUGUCCCCUGCUGUGUGCUGAUCAUCACCAGAGGUGCUUCACCCUGAGUUGUUUUUGUUUCGUUUCGUUUCGUUUCUUUCCUGCAAUUCCUGUUUUCAUUUGGCGAGGAAAGGGGAGAAAGGAAGCCUCCUCCAGGGUGAUUUCAUGGCCAGUGUUGUUGCUGUAAGAGCACAUUUUUCAGUUCGCUUUCGCUCAGAGUCAAUGUGAACGUCCACUAGACACCUACGAGCUGUCAUGCUGCAUUGCUCCCGCUCAUCUCAGGUAGAAGGUGACAGAGUUGCUGCGUUAGGGAGACCUGGGUAGGAAUUCAGAAGACCCCCCGACUCAUCAUUUGUGACAGUUCGUCAUCAUUGGUGCAUAGCAGAUGGUUUCCACAUUUAGAUCCUGGUUUGGUAACUUCCUGUACUUGAAGUCUGAAAAGCCGAAAAUAAAGGAAGCAAGUUUUCUUGCAGUGAUUUUAAAUUGUGAUAGAGUUUUCACUUGAUAUGAGGGAACAUGUCCUAAUUCUUCUGUCCUGAGAAGCAUGUAACGUUAAUGUUCUAUCAUGUGUGUGUGUGUGUGUGUGUGUGUGUGUGUACCCAUAUAUAUAUACACAUAUAUAUAUAUGCACUAUGUAUAUACAUAUAUAUUAAUACUGGUAUUUUUACUUAAUCUAUAAGGUGUCAUUAAAAGUUAAGUUUUUUUCUUUUUCUUUUUUUAAUAAAUAAAUUGUUGCUUGUUGCCUUA
Molecule: messenger RNA, 5774 nt
Organism: Tupaia belangeri chinensis (Chinese tree shrew)
Lineage: Eukaryota; Metazoa; Chordata; Mammalia; Scandentia; Tupaiidae
Gene: DAPK1
Product: death associated protein kinase 1
Exons: 26
Coding region: 137-4429 (1430 amino acids)
Biological process (GO): protein phosphorylation; positive regulation of apoptotic process; intracellular signal transduction
Cellular component (GO): nucleus; cytoplasm
Molecular function (GO): protein binding; protein serine/threonine kinase activity; ATP binding
Source: RefSeq, a predicted model, not a curated record